Morone saxatilis (striped sea-bass) is the source of this 1044-nucleotide messenger RNA. Its product is annotated as GTPase IMAP family member 1. Lineage: Eukaryota; Metazoa; Chordata; Actinopteri; Moronidae. Bases 1 to 1044 code for a protein of 347 amino acids. The transcript is spliced from 2 exons. Gene Ontology annotation, molecular function: GTP binding. The record is from RefSeq and is a predicted model, not a curated record.
AUGGAUAAGAGGAAGAAAGGAUCUAUCACAGAAUUAAGGCUUAUGGUGGUUGGUAGCAGUGGGCCUUCACAGUUCCAGUUAACGAAUGCCAUACUUGGGAGAGAGGAGUUUUCUAAGGAUAUCACAAGCAUUUCUGACAGCAGAAAGAAUAUUGGAGAGCUGGCAGGAAGAAGAGUGGCUGUGAUCAAUGCACCAAGUAUCUAUUACAAGGAUAUAUCUCAACCCAAAAGGAAGAUGGAGCUGAGAAGGUCUAAGUGCUUAUGUAAUCCUGGUCCACAUGCCUUUCUUGUUGCCUUUGACAUGGAUAAAAUCUCCCCAAAUGACAUGAGAGCUCACAAACUGAUAAGGAAACUCUAUGGAAGACACUGUUUGAGGCACUGCAUGGUCCUCCUGGCCUAUGAAGGAAAUAUGGAGGAAGCUGCCCUGGAAAACAGGGUGCAGAAGACUGACUGGCACCUGAGAGAGCUGAUUGAGAAGUACGGUGGACGCUUUCAUGUUUUCAGCAAGAACUGGAGAGAUCGCAGCCGGGACCAAGAGCUGCUACAGAAGAUAGAACGGAUGGUGGCCUCCUUAGGAGGGGGCUACUUCUCCAGCAGAAGUUUCCAGAAGGCAGAGGACAGCGUGAAGAGGGAGGAAAAGAAGCUUCGGAAGCAGAGGGCAGCAGAGAUAGAGAAGGCAUGGACUGAUAUGGAGAAGCAAUACAUAGCGGAGGAGCUGUAUCACCAGAAGGAUGUCUACACCACCAGUGUCGGUGCAGAGAUCAGAACCAAGGCGGAGAUGGACAAUGGGUGGCUCAGAACGUCCCUGGCCAGAGGACUGGGGACUGGUCUUGUUGUGGGAGCUGUCGUGGGUGCACUGUUUGGGUCCAUAGAGGGGCCAGGGGGGAUGGUUCUUUAUGGGAUCAUAGGUGGUGCAGUAGGUGGAUCGGCAGGAGGAACAGCCCAGGUAGCUAUAAAGCACAUGGAGAACAGAGUGGCGCCUCUUGCCAGACUUAACUUUAACUCAAUUUUCAUCAAUCGCUUCUUUGCAGCUCCACGUCCAUGA